Anopheles moucheti is the source of this 2057-nucleotide messenger RNA. RefSeq names its product ras-related protein Rab-8A (gene RabX4). The transcript has 6 exons. Lineage: Eukaryota; Metazoa; Arthropoda; Insecta; Diptera; Culicidae. The record is from RefSeq and is a predicted model, not a curated record. Bases 499 to 1158 code for a protein of 219 amino acids. Gene Ontology annotation, molecular function: GTP binding; GTPase activity.
AAAACAUUGUGACGGGGGACUACAAGAAGGUUUGCGAAACAAUUUCGUGUAUUGCAGUCGAAGGGAGUUAUUAUUGGUUUAUAUCAGAUUAGUUCCCGAUUGUUAGACAUUCGACAGCAACAGUGACACACAUCAUUAAAAGUCCAUCAUUCCAUCAGUGACGAGAAGCGAUGACGCAGUAACAGUGUGUUUUUCCACCGGAAGGAAAUCUUAACCAGACACAAAGACACUCAUUUUCCAUCUGUUCUGAGCCAUAGCCUACUAGUUGGUUCGUGGCGAGACAAAGAGCGAAAAAAUAAGGACGAAACCUUCCACCACGUUCGUAGCUGCAUGGUAGAAGGAUUCGCUAGACAAACGGCUCACACACACAGACACGUCCGCACACACACACACACGUGCACUUUUUGCGUCGGUUGACUCACGCGAAAGGAAGCAGCAAAAGGGACAUCAUCCGUUUUCUUGGUGGGCCGGAGGAGUAAGCAAAAGGCGCAUCGUAAAAUGGCACUCGAUUUUGCGGCCACGUACAAGGUGCUGGUGUUGGGCGAUUCCAACGUUGGCAAGACGUGCAUCGUGCAUCGUUACUGUGACGAGCGGUACUACGAUACGUACAUUUCCACGAUCGGCAUCGAUUUCAAGCAGAAACUCAUCAACCUGGACGGUGUGCCGAUCAAGCUACAGAUCUGGGACACGGCCGGUCAGGAACGGUUCCGCACGCUGACGACUGCCUACUACCGUGGUGCAAUGGGGAUUCUGCUGAUGUACGACGUGACGAGCCUGGAAUCGUUCAACAACUUGUCCUACUGGUUACGGAACAUUCAGGAGAACGCGGCUCCUGAUGUGGUAAAAGUUCUGGCCGGCAAUAAGUGUGAAUGCAGCCCACCACAGCGAGCAGUCGACAAGGAACGAGGUGAAAAGAUUGCUGAAAACUUUGACAUGCCGUUCUUUGAAGUGUCGUGCAAACAGAACAUCAACAUCGAGGAAGCAUUCCUGACGCUGGCCCGGAAGAUACGCGAACAGAGAGAACAUCGGGGUGAAAACUUUGAUGAUGGCGAUCGUCAGAAAGGCCUGCAGGAUAUGAUCAAGAACGGACCCGGAUCUAACGGUCUCGGACCGUUUACGUUAGGUAGCGGUGGCGAAGGUGGACGCUGUUCGUGCUAAAUUGGUGCUUUUUGCGCAAAAGACAGUGGCAGCCUUUUAGACACGCAGAUACGCAUUACACAAAAGAUGAAGAUCGGCUUCAAUGUGUCGAAAGAGUUGCUUCGAACAUUUCAGGACAAGACUUGUAUGUAUCGGUUAGCGGCAGACGUGAGUAAAAUGCGUGUAAAGUGGAACAUAUUUGGCGAAAUCUUCACGCCGGACCAUCGCCACUCGUUCUACACGCUGAAGCAACCAGAAUUGUUGCUCAGUGGUUGCCAUAGAAACCCUGUGAUUGCAAAAAAAAAAUGAAAAUCUCCACAAUUGACGAUGCACAAAUAACGUUUCAAGAAAGGCGACACAGUUUCAAAGGAAUACAGGGGAAAACGGAUAGUAGGAGGGGUGGAGAGCUGUGUGAGGUAUUAUUUAAACUAUUAACUACAUAAAAUGCGAAACAUAAUUUAGUGCAUCAACGCUGCUUACCGGAACAAGACACACACGUUGCGGCGACGGACGAAUGCGUCACCAGAUUUGUGUGCUUCGCCAUCGGCUGAGAUCGGUCAAUCCUGUAUAACGUUAGAAGGGAUGCUACAAUAGUCAAGCACUGGGUGAGGACGUUUAAUCAAUUUAGGUAAUUUUUAACCAGUUGCCAUUACGUAACAAACAUCACGCAUAAGUAACAAAUGCUAACUGGUAGCGUGUGUGUGUUCAAUUCAAUUGCAUGAAACAUGACAGCAAAAGGAAGAUGAGCAACCGGAAGCCGGAAACACUUGUAAAAAAUCUAAACAGUCUUUCAGCGGGCGUUUUCAAGAAUGUUUUGCUUAAGAAAAACUUUAUUUUAAGUUUCGUUGAAUGCCUCAAACCCCUAAAUGAUUAAAUUUCCAAUCGCCAUCCGGCGGGACUCAUUUUAGGCCAUACGAAUU